Messenger RNA from Lytechinus variegatus (green sea urchin), 2919 nucleotides. Its product is annotated as acyl-CoA-binding protein-like. The record is from RefSeq and is a predicted model, not a curated record. The transcript is spliced from 4 exons. Lineage: Eukaryota; Metazoa; Echinodermata; Echinoidea; Temnopleuroida; Toxopneustidae. Bases 10 to 378 code for a protein of 122 amino acids. Gene Ontology annotation, biological process: fatty acid metabolic process. Gene Ontology annotation, molecular function: fatty-acyl-CoA binding.
UUGCAUUGCAUGCAUAUAUAUGCGCAUGCAUUGAUUUUACUGCACUGGACGUGUCGAAGGAAUCACCAAGCUCUCACGAAUCAAAGACAAAGAAAAAAUCACAAAAUUGCGAAAAUGUCGGAGGCAUUCAACAAAGCUGCUGAGGAGGUGAAAAACCUUGUUAACAAACCGACCGACGAAGAAAUGCUAAAGGUCUAUUCUCUCUAUAAGCAGGUUACAAUAGGAGACUGCAAUACAGCUUGUCCAGGUUUUAUGGAUUUUAAGGGGAAGGCUAAAUGGAAUGCCUGGAACAACGUAAAAGGCAAAUCUAAAGAAGAUGCAGAGAAAGAAUAUAUAGCCCUAGUGGAAGGACUAAAAACAGCAUAUGGCACCAAGUAGAUAUAACAAAUUUUGUAAUGAAUCCUAAAUGUGCAAAUAGAAGUAUUAAAGAACUUUCAAAAGAGCUUUGGUAUCAAAUUAGAAAGAAUUGAUGGAACAUUUGUAGGGAGAACUUUAACGAGACCUUAUGACGAUCAAUCAACAGUUACGGGGUAGAUUGAAACUUGACUUGGUAUCACUCAAAGAGACUGAUUUGAAAUGAUUUCUCAAUCGGCAUGUUUCUAUAAAGAAUCAUUAAAAAUGGUUUAUCAUUUCCGGAAUCGAAAAACCGUAUCGCCCUUACCAACCUGUGUCUACAGAGCGAAUAAUGCAAUUAUUAACUCGCAUUGUGCGUCACGGAACACGGCAAUAACCACCUCCCAGAGGUGGUUAUGAGAAACCAUAUGCGUCUGUUUCAUUCAACAGGGAAGUUUUGGGGGAUAUUGGAUACUUACGCGGGUAAUACCGUUUAACGAGUCUCUGUAGAAACAUGCGGAAUAAAACAUGAAUAGAAAGAAUAUAUCUUUGUGGAACAAAAAUUUAAGAAAGAUGUACAUGUCCAAUUGAAUGGAAUAGAUAGCACAGUACGAAGUAUAGUAUUAUUCACAGUUUUCCAGUUGAUGUAGGAUGAUUUCUGAUUUAUAAGGAAUAAUUAUAUUUAUAAUGAAUGUGACCUUUUCUGUUUAUGCAUAUGUAUAAAUUUUGUUAUUUGUAUCUUGGGUUGUCUAGUUUUAUACAAAAUUUUCAAGAUUUUUUCUGUGUCAUUAAUUUAGAAUUUUGAUGAUACUGCCUUUUGCAUUUGAGAGUACAAAUUUUUUUAGCUGUUUAUUUGGGACCAAUGCCUGGAAUAAUGCAUUUGAUUCAGAGGAAAUAUAUGACAAGGUGUAUUAUUUCUUGGUUUUCAUUUAAUUUAAGAAAAUGUACAAUUGAUUGAUAUGAAAAAAUCAUAGAGGGUAAAAGGGAGUUCAGUUUGUUCUAUGUGCACUGCAUGUACAUAUUUUACCCAGAAGUUUAUACCAUAUUUUCCAAUGGAAAAAAGUACAUGUUAUGCUGCAUGUGGAAUGAACAAAUUUGUGAUACGUUUUGUGACCUGGAAAUAAAAAUGAGAGUUUGGGGAUUGAAUUUGAAAAUAUUUAAGGUUUAAGAAGAGUUGACAAUGAUUCAAAACUCAGUACAGGAAAUGUUAACAUUAUAAGGUGAACUGCAGUGGACUUACAUGUAUAUUUGCACCGUGUAAAGAUUUUAUAUAAUAGAUAUCAAUAAUCAAAUGUACCUCCUUUUACCAAAACUUUUUGAAGGAUAGCGUCAUCUAAAAGUUCAUUCCAUUUGGGAAGGAGAAGUCUAACAUAUCUUUGUGUAUCACAUGUAUUCAUUGAACACUACAGCAUUCUAUUCUGAUUUUAAAGUUGUGGGUUAACUAUGGAUAGCCAAACUCGACAUAAUCUCUUAGAGUAGUUAGCCAUUUAUCAACCCCUCUGGCUCAUAAAUCAUUAACGACCGAGUGAGAAGUACAACUGGAAGAGUCUUAAGCAGUAUUCAAGCAUAUGAAACCAGAGAAAACAUGGGAAAGUAAUUAAACAACUAAUUUCUGGCAAUUUGGCUUUCCAUAAUUUAAGCACAAAUUAGCACAACUUUAAGCAUGACUGGAACAUGUUCUUAGGCGGUAUAUCAGUUACAACGGGAUAUCAUAUAGCACAAGAAAUGGUCGUGCGUAAAGUCAUUCGUAACUUACGAACAGCUUUAUGAAAUGGACACCCAGUGAGGUGAAUGGGUACCCCUGGAAUUAAUUCCUUGAAAUGCUGUGUGUGCUUAUAGGCCACAAGCUUAAAGCCAGGGUAAUAAUAUUCAUGAUCUUUAGAAGCACAUAGAGACCUUAUAAUCAUGUGAUAUGCACUAUACAUAUCAUUACGAUCACUAUCAUUAUACCUUUAUAGUGGGUUAUAAAUUGUGAUAUAUCAAUACACAAUAAUUCAGUUUUCAUCAGAAUUUGACAUAGUGCCUUUCAGCAACAAGGACUUUUAUGGGGUUUAUCUGAAGUUAUGAAAAGACAAGCAUCAUUAAUAUUUGUGCAAUUUAAAUAAAAUUUACUUAUUUUCUUUGCUUUUUAAUAAUGUACAUGAGUUGGCAAUGUAAUGAGAAGGCAGUCCUUUUGCAGGUUUUUUUUCAUUGAUAUUUUAAACUUUCAGGGUUUAUUAUACUAGACACAGUUGAGAUAUAUAUGCUAUCAGGAAUUCUGUCUUUAUUUUAUCACAACUCUUUUCUUUUUCACUUUGACGCUGAAGUGAUAGCUGUAAAUCUGAAAUUUCUUUCAGAGUCAAAUAUGUACAAAUUUGGAAAGUUAUCCUUAUCAAGUUUUAUGAAUGAAUAUGAAGUAAUAGUCUUAAUUGGAAAACCAAAUUUAUUGUUAAUAUGAAGGGGAUCAAAUCUGGAAUGUAAUCUCUAGCAAUUUGUAUGUUUGGUUUGAUUAUUGCAAUUCAUUGUUCAUGUGAUAUUCAUGAAAACCUGAAAAUAUGAUUGAAAAUAUAAUUGUGUGUAAAUUGCACAAAUAAUAAUUUGAACUUA